CCCACCCCCCAUGACGUCACGCGUGUGUGUGUGUGUGUGCCCGCCUGUGCGCGCCCCUUAAAGGCACCGCUCCGUACCGUGGACGCUGCUUCCCGCUCACGGAUGCCAACCGGGAACGUCGGGCAACAGCGUUGGCCAAGUAGGACGUGCUACUGAACCGAUUCAACCACGACGCCGGUUCGCGGAUCCGCGAUGGCUCUGAGCGACGGGUCGCUGCCGCGGCAGCGAGAGCUAGGAGGGGGGUCACUGGAGGGCGGGACGUCCCUGGGGGGCUCGGCGCGCCACCCGAUGAGCCAAGCGGACCUGGAGGGGCUGGCGAUGCGGGCGGAGCACCCGCCGCCCACGCUGCGGGAGCGCCUGUUCUCCUGCGUGCACUGCUCUCGCGCGGACCUGAGCGCCCGGAUGAAGCUCGCGUUCCCCGUACUGUCAUGGCUGCCGCGCUACCGUCUGCGCGAGUGGUUUCUCGGAGACGUCUUUGCCGGCAUCAGCACCGGUGUCAUCCAGUUACCGCAGGGAAUGGCAUACGCUCUGCUGGCCGGAGUACCUCCCAUCUAUGGCCUCUAUGCCUCCUUCUACCCAAUGCUAGUCUAUUUCUUCCUCGGGACAUCUCAUCACAUCUCCAUUGGCACGUUCGCGGUGCUGAGCGUCAUGGUGGGCGACGUGACGGAGCGCAUUGUGCCGGACGAGGACUUCCUCCUGCCGCCGGCAAACUUGACGGGCACCAACCAGACCCUGAGCAGCAUGCGAUUGUCCCUGGAGGGCAUCGACGUGGCAGCGCGCGACCAGGCACGCGUCUCCGUCGCUAUCGCCGUCACCUUCCUCUGCGGAAUCUACCAGCUGUCCCUGGGUAUGCUGCGGUUCGGAGUGGUGGCGACGUACCUCUCCGAGCCCAUGGUGCGUGGCUUCACCACGGCCUGCUCCAUCCACGUGUGCGUCACCCAGUUAAAGUACAUGUUCGGCGUCAGCGUCUCGCGCUACAGCGGGCCCCUGGCCAUCGUAUACACUACAAUAGAGUUCUGUUCCCAUCUGGGCCACACCAACCUGGUGUCGCUCCUGCUGUGCGUCAUCUGCACCGUGGGCCUUGCUGGGAGCAAGGAGCUGGGCGACCGCUACAGGAACCGCCUGCCCGCGCCCAUCCCACUGGAGCUCAUCCUGGUUGUACUUGCCACGCUCGCGUCCAGCGGCCUGGAGCUCAACGAGAAGCAUGCGGUGGACAUCAUUGGAGACAUUCCCACUGGCCUGAAGCCCCCGGUGGUCCCAUCGUUCACUCUGUUUGGCAAGGUGGUGGUGGACGCCAUCACCUUGGCCAUUGUGGGCUUCUCCAUCGCCAUCUCCAUGGGCAAGACGUUCGCCCUCAAGCACGGAUACAACAUCGACAGCAACCAGGAGCUGGUCGCCAUCGGCCUGAGUAACAUUUUCGGGUCGAUCUUCCACUCAUUCACCAUCAGCUGUGCCAUGUCGCGGAGCCUGGUGCAGGACGCGACGGGAGGGCAAACACAGGUGGCUGGUCUGGUGUCGGCGUUGUUGGUGCUCAUCGUAAUUUUGGCCAUCAGCAGCCUCUUCCGGCCUCUGCCCAGGGCGGCGCUGGCGGCCGUCGUUCUCGUCAACCUCAAGGGGAUGUUCAAGCAGUUCGCGGACGUGCCCCAGCUGUGGAGAACCUGUCGCAUAGACCUGGCCAUGUGGAUGGUGACCUUCUGGGCGUCCGUGCUGCUGGGGCUGGACCUGGGCCUGGCCGUUGCAGUGUCCUUUGCUCUGCUCAGCGUCGUCAUCCGCACCCAAACGCCCAAGUACUCGAUUCUGGGCAAAAUCCCCAACACCGACAUCUACCUGGACCUCAAAGAAUACGCGGAAGCGAAGGAGGUUUCCGGGAUCAGGAUAUUCCAGACCAACGCGUCGCUCUACUUCGCCAACGCCGAUAUGUACACGGAGGCGCUCAUCAGCAAGACCGGUCUGGACCCCCGGUCGCUGAUCGCCGUGCGUAAGAAGUUCCUCGCCCACCAGCAGCGCUUGGAGCGCAAGCGGCGUCGCGAAGCCGGGACGGAGGCCAAGAGCGCCACGCUCAAUCUGGACGGCGCCGAGGCGGGGCACGUGGUGCUUCCGCUGGAGGAGAGCGAGGAGCAGGGCCUCACCAGUCCCGCGUACCGCUUCCUCGUGCUCGACUUUGGCGCCGUGACCUUCGUGGACACGCCCGGGGUCAAGAUGCUCAAGAGGAUAUUCCAAGAGCACAAGGAGGUGGGAGUGCAAGUGUGCCUGGCUGGUUGUAGAGCGGUGGUGGUGACCCAGCUGGAGCGAACCGGCUUCCUGAGCGGGCCCUCCAGCAAAGCGCAGCUCUUCCUGAGCGUCCCCGACGCGGUGGCCCACUGCCAGCGCCAAGACGCGCUGCACAGCAGACCGGCGCUCACCACACCGCCUGGCGCGCACAACCACACGGCCGACGGAAGGGAGGACAAACACGCGCAUCACGUGGAGAACGGAGGGUGCUACCCAGAGCCCAGGAGCCCCGCGCCGAUGGGCUUGUCUCCAAGGGUCGGCUCGCCCUGGCGAGGGCUGAGGCUGCCGCCCGAGGAUUCCGCAGACGUGGAGGAGCAAUGAGACGCUUAGGUCGUGGAGAAUACAAAGAUGUGACGCACGCGCGACCGAGGAGAGGCGGGCGCACCGCCCCCUCGACCCUCGCGACGCCCUCCUCGGGAGACGAGGACGACGAGGAGGAGGAGGAGGAGAGAGGUACCCCUCGUCGACCGUGCGGCGCCGCUCCCGGAUGCCUCGUCCCGCGAGGCGGGGGCCGUGUCCCGUGCCGGGAGGGUCGUGGAGUCGCAGGAAGAUCAACGCGUAGAGGAACAAACGUCUGGAUAUAUGCAGGCGGAUUUGUUAUCCGCACGUCACUUGAGAUUUAACGCCGUGAUUCAUGUGCAAUUGAUUUGGUUGCGUCUUGAUUGUUGUCCGAGCUGCGGUGAUUCAGAGGAAGGGAAACAUGUUUUUUAUAUAUAUAUACAGAUAAGUACAUAUUUAAAAAAAAAAGUUGUCUCGGAAAGGAGGCUUAAAAAAACUUGUGUGUUUUGAGUUGGUUGUCUUUAGAAAAAGUUACUGUAGUUAAACCAUCACCAAGGUGGAUUCUGUUCACACGGGGUUGGUGACUUGCUGCUGCAUGGUUGUUGCGAGAUGGUUGCCAUGGUAACCAUAUCCACCGUCAGUGGUCCACCCUGCAGCACCCUUUGUUGAUGGGGUCUCCUCAGCACGCCUUGAAGUGAGCUUCUCGUAAAGCGCGGUGUGAACGUUUAAGCGGCAAAUUACACAAGCGUCGUCGUCAUCGUCAUCGCUGUUGGUGAUUGGCGUCGAUGAUGACACAGAGCGACGGGUUAGAAUGACAGCUUUAGCCAAAAUGCCUCCCAGGGCACCAAAAAUCCUCGAGGGCAAUCGCCUGCGUGUCACGUGACGAGUUUUACCGGGAGCGCGCGUGGUCGGUUGGGUUGGUGGCACGGGCAGUGCGUUGUGCGCGUGUGGACCGAGCGGCUGCGCCGCAGUCUCUGCAUCAGAGUUUGGAUCACUUAUUGCGUGUAUCACUUAUUGCGUGUAUCACUUAUUGCGUUUCUCCGGUCUUGACAAAUGACUCGCCCCAACGCUAUGAGCCUGGAACACAUUUCCUGGAGGCGUGUAUGGGUUUCCCUGGGUAAAGAUGAGAAACGAUUGUCAUUGUAGAAUGCGCAUUGUGGGCUGGGUGAGCGAUGUAUUUGCGUGCUUGUAUGUAUUAUGACGGACAUCUCAAAUUAAUUAAUUUUAUUUUAAAUAGAUUUUAAAAUAUUUCCGCUUAGUCUUCCACGAGCAUCCGUGCGCGAUGGGAAACCACGAUCGCUGAGAAUCCCUCGAACAAAGUUCAUGUCGUCGCCUGGCGGGAAGGGACAAAAAGUCGACUUCUGCGCGCUGGGUGGGGUAGGUAGCUGGGUAUGUGAUCAAGCAGGUGCAUAGGUGAGGGGUGGGUUAGCAGCCUGGUCGUCUUUAUUUACAGACGGGGGAGCACAGUUGAGUUGGGGCCUCUGGGAGGUUCUGCUGGUUGGCACUCAAUAUUGUGUGGGAGGACCCAGAGGGGCAGUUGCAAACUCCAGGAUUCGGUUUUCUGCUCCUCCUAAAGAGCACCAUACUCAACCUGAAUACAGUGGUACCUCGGUAUACGUCGUUAAUCCGUUCCAGAAGGGAGGACUUAUACCGAAGAUGACGUAUACACCAAACUAAUUUUUCCCAUAAGAAAUAAAGGGAAAAUAAAUAAUCCGUUCCAGAGUAAUAAGAAAUUAUAUUUUACAUGGCCUAUUAUACAUUAAUGUGGUUGUAUACAAUAAUUGAGACACUACUUAUUACUAAAAUGCAUACAUAAAUUAAAAUAAAUUAAAAUAAAUACAUAAAUUAAUUGAAAUAAAAAUGAAGUUUAAACAUCACUUUACCUUGCGGAGAGGAGUUGAUGGUGGUGAGGAAGGGGAGGAGGAGAUGUUUUUUGGAAGGAGAGUCCCCUUCCAUUAAAACUUCAGGAAGCUGAAAUUCUGGGUUUUUUUCAUCUUUCUCUUUUCUGUCUUUUUGUGUGUACUAUAGACUGUGAAAAUUCACAGAGUUACAGCAAGGGUUGUGCACUGAACGGGAUCUACAGGCAGAUUGAGGAGCGGCGCUUUGUUUCAGUCGUGAACGGGGUAUACGCGGGGACACGGUGAUUCAUCCCCCGACCCAUACAAGUUCUAGCAAGCGCGUCGUACCCCUAGACAAUUUUUUUUUCUCGUCCAAACACGACGUAUACCAAAUUCGACGUAUUCCAAAGCGGUCGUAUACCGAGGUAUGACUGUGUCUUUUGGUCACCAUGUGCAAAAUAUGGUAAGGUCCUGUUAUUGUAAUAUCAAAGCUCGAUGACACAUUCGACCACGAUCGAGUCGUGCGUGACAUAGCCAAUACGGUGGAAUGUAGCAUAGUAUCGACGAGGCUCGAUUACUGCAACUCGCUACUCUACGGGACGUCUGGCAAAAACUUUAGCAAGCUGCAGCGUGUACAAAAUUAUUAGGCACGUGUCGUGAUGGGUACUGCGAGAUCUCACAAUGUCCAUCCGGUGCUCGCCGAGCUGCAUUGGCUUCCGGUUGCCGAACAAAGACAUUUACAAGGUCGCACUCAUGACACACAAAGUGCUCGUCACCAAUGAACCACAGUACCUUGCUGAUCUCGUCAAGGAGCAUGAACCAUCACGCGAACUUGCAGCAUCUUUUGGCUAGCCAUCAAACAAAUAUGGUCACCGCAUCAUCGUGCGCUUUCAGAUGCGCUUCUGCGGCCGUCUGGAACGCUCUUCCUUCCCACAUUAGAAAGCCACUGGAGCUAUGCACUUUAAAUCUAGAUUGAAAUCACAUUUCUUUUAUAACUGCUUUUUUGUUUCGGUUUUUUUUUUGUCCUUCCCCCCCACACCUCCGAUUUAACACGGUUGCCUGCGUGCGGUGUGAAAGAAGUUCAACCUACGUACAUGCCCCGGCGGUCGGGCAGCGUUCCCCCACGGUUCACCGUGCGUCAUUCUGCAUGGUGAAGCCUCCCGUGCGUGCGUCUGCGACGUCGCACGCCGACGCUUCUCGGGUCGCUCCGUAACCUCCCGGCCGCGCGGUGCGGGUGCCGCGGCGCGUGACCUCUCGUCGCGAGAGCUCGAGAGCUCGAAUCCCGCUCGAGGCUCCGCUCAGCCGUCGUACCCUUCAGGAUCGACAAACGCGAGAACCGGUUGUGGGAAGUCAACCGCGGAUGUCCUUGACUUCGCCCGCCCCUGCCAUAGGAAUGUGGUAUUUCUACCACUGAGUUCCUCUGCGUGCUCGACAAGCGGUGGGGGCGGGGGGGGGGGGGUGCUCAGGCCGUUUGACCGCAUAUGCAGCGGUCGCUUGAUACCGAUUCGAGGUUGGGGGUGGGGGGCCUAGAGGCCGCAGCGGUCCGUGGCUCGAACGCGAACCACGAGUGCCACUGCGGCGCCCGCGGUGCAGAUAGCACGGAGCGUCGUGGCCUCGUCUGCCGAACGUGCUUCGCCACGGCACUGCGGGUGACGCUGCUGAAUUCGCCAGAUCACCGUCUCGCCUCCAUCUCCGGGUCUGGUUUCCUGGUGUCGGUGACUCCUGUGCGGUCGUGGAGAUGCAGCGAAGCAUUCGCGCAAAUUGUUCUUGGAGGUUUUUGUCGAACGGGCCUGGUGAGAAGUUUACACUCCACAAUGUGGACUUGGGUGAUUGGGGUCGUGAUUGGAUUCCUAAAUAAUCUUAAAAAAAAAUUGGAAACCGUUCAAAGACGCAGAUACUAACGACGGCGAUGACGUCGUGUAUUUUAAUUCCGGUUUAAUCUGCCUGAUCAGCACAAUUGUCCAGCACUCUUAAGAUUCGUACGGAAAGACUAUUUUAAAUAAUAACGUGUUUUUAUGUAAAUACAAAUAUGUUCUAUUUUGAAGUCCAUGAGAUGAAAGUCUGUAUCGAUACGAGUUCUAUUUCACAAAAGUGGCUUGUGUAGCAUUGGCGUUACACGCUAGCACAGUACGUUUCAAAAUAAAAAAAAAACAUUUCAAAUC
Molecule: messenger RNA, 6550 nt
Organism: Petromyzon marinus (sea lamprey)
Lineage: Eukaryota; Metazoa; Chordata; Hyperoartia; Petromyzontiformes; Petromyzontidae
Product: prestin-like
Biological process (GO): transmembrane transport
Cellular component (GO): membrane
Source: RefSeq, a predicted model, not a curated record